UCUCUCCCCUUGGCGCGGCGGCGGGCUCGGAGCAGCGGAGCACGCGCGUCUGCGCCGGCAACCAAUAAACCGAGCGGCGUGUGUCUAGUACGCGCCUACUUGUGCGUCAGUGCGUGUGUGCCUGCUCCGCUGCUGUGGUUGCGGACUCUCGUUUCUUGCCCACAUUUCGUGCGCAUCGGAGCAGUACUUGCAUACGACACAGACACGUCGGCUAGGAUCAGACGCAUACCAGUCCAACCACCAUCCCCUUCAGGAGAACGUGAACACCGCCGGAUACGCAGAAAGGUUUCAUCGGACAAGCAGCGAGCGACUCGGAGCUUGAGUCGCGGCCAUCGCUGCCGCUGUGCGCCGCAGCUGCGGAGCAUCGGAGAAACGACCGCUGCGGCUAAGUGUUGAAGCGAGGAGUAACCAGAGAAGUACAUACGCCAUGACGUCAUUGCCGGCGGGCGGGGGCCUUCCCCCUGCUCGUGGCCUGUACGACCCCCGACAGGAACGCGAGUCUUGCGGCGUCGGCUUCGUCGUCAACAUCGAGGGCGUUCCCUCGCACAAGCUCAUCCAAGAUGCGGAGACCAUGUCUCGGCGCAUGGAGCACCGCGGAGCCUGUGCCUGCGACAACAACACGGGAGACGGAGCCGGCGUCAUGAUGGCCGUCCCCGACAAGUUCUACCGCAAGAGGCUCAGGGAGGAGCUGAACAUAGUGCUGCCCCCUGCUGGUCACUAUGCCACGGGUGUCUGCUUCCUGGAACAGAUGACAGCUCCUGAAGCCGAGAGGAGGUUCGAGGAAGAGGCCCUGGCCAACAACCUGAAGGUUCUCUGCUGGAGGACCCUUCCCACAGAUGACGCAACCCUGGGCUCAGUGGCUCGUUCCACAGAGCCUUACAUGCGCCAGGUGUUUGUGGUACCCACCGGUGGACAGGCAGGCAGCGAUUUCAAGCGAGACGUGUUUGUCCUCCGGAAGACCACUUCUCACAAGAUUCCCAGUGAUAAGCUGCGUUACUACAUCUGCAGCCUGUCACCGGACACUAUCGUAUACAAGGGCCAGCUGACGACCACCCAGCUGUGGCGGUACUUCUUAGAUCUCCAGGAUCCCGAAUGCGAGACGUACUUGGCCCUCGUCCAUGCCCGCUUCUCGACAAACACGUUCCCCAGCUGGGAGAGGGCCCACCCACUGCGGCUCUUGGCUCACAACGGAGAGAUCAACACGCUCCAGGGCAAUGUGAACCUGAUGCGUGCCCGUGAGGGUGUCAUGCAGACGUCCAUCUUUGGGGACCGGCUCCGCGAGCUGUACCCCGUGGUCGAGCCCAACCUGUCCGACUCCGGCAGUGUGGACACUGUGCUCGAGUUCCUUGUCAUGGCUGGGCAACGCUCUCUUCCAGAGGCGGUUAUGACUAUGGUGCCCGAGGCUUGGCAGAAUAAUGAACAGAUGAGCGUUGAGAAGCGGCAGUUCUACCAGUGGAGUGGCUGUGCCAUGGAACCCUGGGAUGGCCCAGCCCUGCUGACCUUUUCCGAUGGCCGUUACAUUGGGGCCAUCCUUGACCGAAACGGGCUGCGGCCAUCUCGCUACUACAUCACCAAGGACAACUACAUGGUGAUGGCGAGUGAAGUCGGCGUGCUGGACAUCCCGUCCGAGAUGAUUGUGCAGAAGGGUCGCCUGCGUCCUGGACGCAUGCUGCUUGUCGACACCUUGGAGAAGAAUGUCACCAAGGAUGAGGACCUGAAGUUGCAGAUUGCCCGCCAGAGGCCACUGGGCGAAUGGCUGAAAGAAAUGUUCACUCUGGCGGACUUGCACGAAGCGGCGGGUCCCGUUCGCGUGCCAGGACUGCGUCGCCAGGACACCAGCACGUUUGCCAAGAGCAGCAAGGUGUUCCAAGACCUGCGGCUGCCCCUGUUUGGCUACUCGCCAGAGACCAUCAACCUUCUGCUGCUUCCCAUGGUUCAGACCGAGAAGGAGGCCCUAGGCUCUAUGGGUAACGAUGCUGCACUGGCGUGCUUAUCCCUCUGCCAACCACUCAUCUACGACUACUUCAAGCAGCUUUUCGCCCAGGUCACCAAUCCACCCAUUGAUCCAUUCCGUGAGAGGAUCGUCAUGUCUCUGGCAUGCCCAAUCGGACCAGAGGCCAACAUCCUGGAGCCCAGCCCAGCCCAGUGCCGGCGCUUGUGGCUGGAGCAGCCCAUCCUCUCCCUACGUGAUAUGGAGGUCAUCAAGGAGACCACUUACAGAGGCUGGAGGACGAAGGAAAUUGACAUUGUGUUCUCCGCAAGCGAAGGAGGCCCAGGCCUCCUGAAUGCCAUCCGUCGCAUCUGCGAUGAGGCUUGCACUGCCGCGAAGUAUGGCUACACGCUCAUCGUGCUGUCAGACCGGAAGGCUGGCAAGGACUUCAUACCUGUCAGUGCGGCCAUGGCUCUGGGUGCUGUCCACCACCACCUGAUCACCAUGCGGCAGCGCAUGAAGUGUGGCCUCAUUGUAGAGACUGGGGAGGCCAG
Messenger RNA from Rhipicephalus sanguineus (brown dog tick), 2484 nucleotides. RefSeq lists its product as uncharacterized. Lineage: Eukaryota; Metazoa; Arthropoda; Arachnida; Ixodida; Ixodidae. The record is from RefSeq and is a predicted model, not a curated record. Gene Ontology annotation, biological process: ammonia assimilation cycle. Gene Ontology annotation, molecular function: glutamate synthase (NADH) activity.